Molecule: messenger RNA, 759 nt
Organism: Chenopodium quinoa (quinoa)
Lineage: Eukaryota; Viridiplantae; Streptophyta; Magnoliopsida; Caryophyllales; Amaranthaceae
Product: dual specificity phosphatase Cdc25-like
Exons: 3
Coding region: 113-505 (130 amino acids)
Cellular component (GO): cytoplasm; nucleus
Molecular function (GO): protein tyrosine phosphatase activity
Source: RefSeq, a predicted model, not a curated record
AGGUAAACCAAAAGAACAAAGGCGUAUAACAAAAGGAACUGCCCAUAAAAAAGGGGCAGAGUGGAAUUUGUGAAGCUGAACUUUUUGGAGAGACAACCAACACAAAGUAGCUAUGGCGCGCUCAAUCUCCUACAUCACCGGCUCACAGCUUUUCUCCAUCAAACAACGUCCCAAUAUCGCCAUUGUUGACGUUCGGGAUGAUGAGCGAAUUUACGAUGGUCAUAUUGCUGGAUCUCUUCAUUUUGCUAGCGAUACUUUCUUGGAUAAAAUCCCUAAUCUUGUUCAACAAGUUCAAGGCAAAGAUACCCUCAUCUUUCACUGUGCUCUUAGCCAGGUUCGUGGUCCAAAAUGUGCACGGAGGCUGUCAGAAUAUCUAGCUGAAGCAACUCUAGAUGCUGGAAUAAAAAAUGUAAUGGUUCUAGAGCGUGGUUUUAAUGGAUGGGAAGCUGCUGGUAGACCUGUUUGCCGCUGCACUGAUAAUCCCUGCAAGGCUGAAAUUGUGUAGUGUGGACAUCUUAGCUUGAAGACAAUGUGUUCUUAAACCUGCUCUAUCCAGCUCAUGGGUCAUUUAUAUGCUACUAUUUUGUGACAUGUAAACCAAUCACUUUAUACAUAAUUUUGAAUGCGGUAAAUUAUUGAUUGUAAAACUUCUUUCAGCUUGCAGCAUUAAACAGUUAACACACAAGAUAGACCUGAAAAAGAAUGAUAAAUGUAAUGUGGAGAUUUAUUUCAAAGCAAAUAAAAUUUGGAAAUUUGAUA